CCCCUAUCCACCCCUCCCCUCCCACUCCCACUCCCCCCCCCACCCAAAAUGUCCUCUGACAAGGGAUCAUCCUCCGCUAUCGGCGCGAUCACCUCGACCGCAGGCGCCCUCAUCAAGCCAGGAGAGUCCGAGCUCCAACGCUGGAAGCGUACCUUUGACAAGAACGCCGGGGUCGAGGUCAACGGCGAGAAGUUCCUCAACGCAGACCAGUUCAUCAACGCCAUUGCACCCACAGAUGAGGGCUUCAACCGCAUCAAGCGCCAGCAGUACAACGUUCUCUUCCAGGUCGCAGACGCAAAAAAGCGCGGGCUCGUCUCCUUCAACGACUUUGUGCUCUUUGAGACGCUGCUGAAACGCCCCGAUGCCGACUACCAGCUCGCCUUCUCGGUCUUUGACGCCGACGCGUCGGGCACGAUCGACUAUGAAGAGUUCAAAAAUGUCAUGGGCAACAACAUCAAGGACAGUGGCAUCCCGUUCAACUUUGAUUGCGACUGGAGCAAGCUGUACCUUGGCAAGCGCGGCAACGCGCACACGCUCGACUACUCGCAGUUCACUCAGCUCAUCAAGGGCUUCCAGGGCGAGCGUCUUCGUCAGGCUUUCCACUUCUUUGACAAGGACGGCGACGGGUACAUCAGCCCCGAUGAGUUCCAGCACAUUAUCACCGAGAUCGCUGGGCAUAAGCUGUCCGAGUCGGUGCUUACCCGUCUGCCCACGCUAUGCACACUGAACCCUGGUCGCAAGAUCAGCUACUCUGAGGUCAUCGCGUUCAACAACAUUAUCCGUGACAUGGACGUAGUCGAGCGUCUGCUGAACCGCGCCGUGCGCAAGUCCAAGGACGGUCGCAUCAGCGUGUCCGACUUCCUCAACGAGUGCGCCGCCAACCUCCGCUACGGCGGCUUCACUCCGAUGGAGGCCAAUAUUAUCUGGCACUUUGCCUCGCGCGGUGGCGGCCUCGCGACCGCUAGCGAGCGUCUCACCAUGGCCGACUUUGAGCAGCUCCUCGACGCCAAGUGGAACCCACCAACAAACGUCGUCUCUGAUCUCAAGGCCUCGCGUGGCUUCGCUCACCAGCUCGGCGAGAGCACGUGGAACUUUGUUCUCGGCGGUAUCGCUGGUGGUAUUGGUGCCUUUGCCGUGUACCCCAUCGACCUUGUCAAGACGCGUCUUCAGAACCAGCGCUCGAACGUUGUCGGCGAGGUCAUGUACCGCAACGCGUUCGACUGCAUCAAGAAGGUGUACACUACUGAAGGAGGUGUUCGCGCCUUCUACCGUGGUGUGCUUCCUCAGCUGGUCGGUGUCGCCCCCGAGAAGGCCAUCAAGAUUACCGUCAACGAGCUUGUGAGGAAAAAGCUCACCGACCCCGAGACAGGCCGCAUUCCUCUUUGGGCCGAGCUUGUCGCCGGUGGUACUGCUGGUGGUUGUCAGGUCGCUGUUACCAACCCCCUUGAGAUUGUCAAGAUUCGUCUGCAGAUGGCCGGCGAGAUGGCACGCAUCGAGGGCAGCGCGGCACCGCGUGGGGCUAUCCACGUUGUCAAGCAGCUGGGUAUCGUGGGUCUGUACAAGGGUGCGGCGGCCUGCUUGUGGCGUGACAUUCCUUUCUCCAUGAUCUACUUCACCGCCUACGCACACCUCAAGAAGGACUUUUUCGGAGAGGGCAAGCGCGGCAAGGUGCUCUCGUUCGGCGAGCUCCUCCUCGCGGCCGGUAUCUCGGGUAUGCCCGCGGCGUACCUCACCACCCCUGCCGACGUGGUCAAGACGCGUCUUCAGACUCAGGCGCGCGCCGGGCAGACGGUGUACAAGGGCGUCAUCGACGGCUUUGUCACCAUUGCCCGUGAAGAAGGGGCCCGCGCUCUCUUCAAGGGUGGUCUUGCGCGUGUCAUCCGUUCGUCGCCCCAGUUCGGUGUCACUCUUGCGUGCUACGAGCUUCUGAGCAAGUCGUUCCCGUACCCUGGCGGAGAGAAGGCGACCGAGGCCGUGCGCCCCACGCGCGAGUCACACACGGACAUCUCACGCAUCCGCGCGCGCAACGGCCUGCGUAUUCUGCUCGACUGCUCGAGCCGCUUUGGCAUCCACAACUCGGAGACGGCGACCAAGGCAUUCGGGGCGUACCCCAAGGCGUUCAGCGGUUAAGCCGUGCGGGCGGGAGGAUGGAGGAGGGGAGAUCGGAGGCGGUGCACCACAUCAUUG
This is a messenger RNA of Cutaneotrichosporon oleaginosum, 2187 nucleotides long. The record is from RefSeq and is a predicted model, not a curated record. Lineage: Eukaryota; Fungi; Basidiomycota; Tremellomycetes; Trichosporonales; Trichosporonaceae.